AUGUUGCUCGUCCCUUCCAAGAUGCUCGCCGACCGGGUGUGCUCGACGUACCAGACCGCGGGCACUGCUCCAGUGUCGUCUUCCUCGUUCUCCUCUUCAUCAUCACAACCGUCUGAAUUACCACCUGUGUCACCACUAUCGACGCCACAUUCCCUGCCGCCACUCUCCACAUGCACAAGCACCACCCCAAGUUCCUACAUCUCCUUCUCCCCCAACGAGCCAGAAUUCACCACCACACCACCACUAUCACCAGCCACACCAACAACCACCCCCCUCACCACCACCACCACCACCCCGCCACCCCGCCCACCCCGCCCACCCCUCAAACGAAUGCCGACACUACAGCAGUUACCGGGCGAAAUUGUCGAAGAUCACGACGACACACCAGCACUUCCCCCGCCGCCACCGCCGUCAUUAGCAUCCUCGUACUACUACUCCUCCUGCUCCUCGUCGUUGACAUCGUCUUCGGAGUCGCCAUCGUCGGCGGCGGCGUGGGUGCCGCUGCCGCUGCGCUUCAAGCGGACGAACACGCUGGUCAGCAGGGACAGCGAGAGCGCGCUCGCGCGGAUAUCGCAAGCCAGUCCACGGACGGCGGUGCGGAAGAGGGUGAAGAGUGUGGAUAAGGUGGUGAAGGGGGGUUAUGGCGGGGCGGACGGGUUGUGGAGUGUGAGCGAUGAUGGGGAGGAUGAGGAGGGAGAGGGAGAGGGAGGAGACGAGAACGGAGGGGAUGGCGGGGGGCUUGCGGCGGGGGUCAAGAGGAUCCUGGGGGCGCUGACGAAGAGGUGGUGGUGGAAGCAGCGUGACGAGGAGGAUGGUGAUGAUGAGGAGGAGGAGGUGGUGGUGGAAGAGUGUUGUAUUCACUCUGGUGCGGAGGCGCGGGUGGACAGGUUUCAGGAGUUGCAUUGUAGGGGGUGCUUGCGGAGGGAGAAGGGAUCUAAGUUCAAGCAAAGUGGAAACUGGGUUUGUUGA
Messenger RNA from Lasiodiplodia theobromae, 969 nucleotides. RefSeq lists its product as uncharacterized. NCBI's taxonomy places the organism in Eukaryota, Fungi, Ascomycota, Dothideomycetes, Botryosphaeriales, Botryosphaeriaceae. The transcript has a single exon. Bases 1 to 969 code for a protein of 322 amino acids. The record is from RefSeq and is a predicted model, not a curated record.